Molecule: messenger RNA, 1594 nt
Organism: Medioppia subpectinata
Lineage: Eukaryota; Metazoa; Arthropoda; Arachnida; Sarcoptiformes; Oppiidae
Source: the annotation of a GenBank genome assembly
AUGACUGAUUUCGAUUUUAACAGUGAAAUAUCACUGGCAGUAUCGCAUAAUUCGAUCCUGCACAUUUGGUCAUUCAUUCUCACCACAUGUCUAUUGGUCACAGUAUUAGCGAUUUACAGAUAUGUGUCCUCUCAGUGCACGUAUUGGGAGACACAGGGAGUGAAGACCGUAAGCGUUGGUCUAUUGACGAGAUUCACGAAACAAUGGCACGAAUGGGAACACGAGUUGUGUAAACGAAACGGUAAAAUAUUUGGGAUUUACGAAAUGACAAAACCCGUACUCUUUGUGUCGGACCCGGACUUGAUUCGUGACAUUUUGGUCAAAGACUUUCAUAUAUUCAAUAAUCGACGGGACUUUAGUACCGGAGUUGAGCCGCUGUUGGAUAAUAUGCUUACUGUUGUGAAAGACGAACAGUGGAAGAAAAUACGGUCAAUAAUGUCGCCGACAUUCUCGACGGGAAAACUGAAAAAAAUGAUGCCUUUGAUAGUCGAGUGUCGGAACAGUUUGUUCAACAAUUUGGACAAAAUCGCCAAAACUGAUGGACAGACAGAUAUGAAGAGACUAUUGGGCGCAUACGCUAUGGAAGUGGUAAUACAAGUGGCUUUUGGCACAAAAGUGGACGCAUUGUUUGAUGAAAACAACCCGAUUAUAGUAAAUGCGCGCAAAGUAUUUGGCCAAAAUAUAAACCCGAAAUUAAUUCUAGUUUUAUUUGCGCCAAAAUUGGCUAAAUUAUUGAAAAUCUCUCCGUUUGACAAAAAAGUUAUGAAUUUUUUCAAAGAUUUAACGCUUAAUAUAAUUGAAGAAAGAAAACGAAAUAACGAUAGCGUUAAGAGAAUAGACUUUUUGCAAUUAAUGUUGGAUUCAAUGCAAAACAAUAUUACUCUCGACAGCGAAGAGAAUAAAGACAACGAUCACGAAAAGUACAAAGAAAUACAGGCAACCGAUGAUAUCGACAAAACGCUCACAUCCGACGAAUUGGUGGCCCAAUGCGUGCUUUUCUUUUUGGCCGGUUAUGAGACGUCCGCCACAACAAUGUCUCUGUGUUUACACCAAAUCGCAAAACAUCCAGAAGUGCAGCAAAAACUAUAUCUUGAAUCGAAAAAAUAUUUCGAUGAAUACAAAGGCGUCGAUUACGAUGAGUUAAAUUCGCUGAAAUAUUUAAACGCCGUUAUAAUGGAAACCCAACGCCUACUGCCGGCCGCCCUCUUCUUGGAAAGGGUUCCCAAUGAAGACUACGAGUUGAGGGGCACCGGAAUCACCAUUAAAAAGGGUCAUAUCGUUCACAUCCCGUUGUAUGCCAUGCAAAGAGAUGCCGACAACUUCGCCGACCCGGAAGUGUUUAGACCGGAGAGGUUUUUGCCGGAAAACAUAGCACACCAUCCGUACGCAUACCUGCCGUUCGGCGCCGGACCUCGAAAUUGCAUUGGUAUGCGUUUGGCGCAAAUGGAGGUCAGGUUAGGUCUCAUAUCACUCGCCAAUCGAUAUCGCUUCUAUCCCUCAGAGAAACCAUUGGAAUUUUUUACCUCUGGAGGCGGAAUGAUUCCCAAAACUGUGAUGGUCAAAAUGGAGAGACGCGCGUGAAUUUAUUCUCACC